This is a messenger RNA of Dissoconium aciculare CBS 342.82, 1999 nucleotides long. Its product is annotated as putative P450 monooxygenase. Lineage: Eukaryota; Fungi; Ascomycota; Dothideomycetes; Mycosphaerellales; Dissoconiaceae. The record is from RefSeq and is a predicted model, not a curated record. Gene Ontology annotation, molecular function: monooxygenase activity; oxidoreductase activity, acting on paired donors, with incorporation or reduction of molecular oxygen; heme binding. The coding region runs from base 1 to 1602 and encodes 533 amino acids. The transcript is spliced from 5 exons.
AUGAGCGGACUCGCAGACUUGAUCCAGUCCUUGGCGGACGCGGUCAAGACCCACGACAUGCCAUCACUAACGGUGCUACUCACCGGCAGUGUGGCCCUUCUCGUGAUAGUAACAUUCAUUCGAUCGGCGUCAAAACCCAAAUCAGCCCACCCCGUCAUUAAUGAGCCCAGUUCGUGGUACUCGAUUGCUCAUAAGAAAGACUACUUCUUCAACGCCCGGAAGCUUCUAGUCGAAGGCACCAAGAAAUUUGACGGCCCGUUCAACAUAAACACCGAAAAUGGCUCGGUUCUGAUGCUGCCUCCGGAGCAACUCGAUCUUGUCAAUGCCGAGCCCAAGUUGAGCUUCGAGAAAUAUGCGACCACGGCAUGUCUCUCCUUGCUAAUUUUAUAUGCUCACUUCAACUCCGAAUUGGAGUCGUUCCGGACCUUCCGUGCUCCUCCAUCGCACAUGCUCACAGACGCCGUGAUGAAGGGCUUGACUCGUGCUCUCCCCAAAUUCACCCGCGAGUUAUCCACCAAGAUGAAGGAGUGCUUGGAGAGCUCAUGGGGCGACAAUACCGAAUGGCGCGAAGUCGAUCCCAAGGCCGAGCUCCAAGAAUGGGUCGCACGUCUUUCGUCACGCAUUUUCCUUGGGCCUCGCUUCUCCGAAGACGACGACUGGUGCCGGAUCGCCGUCUCUUUCACAGUCGAUGUCUUCACUGCGUCUAUGAUCUGCGGUUUCUUCCCUUGGCCUCUCAAAUAUCUUGUCGAGCGGUUCCUCCCUCUCUGUCGCAAGGUCCGCCGCGACCGUCGUGAGUGCGCAAAGAAGCUGAUCCCUGUCCUCAAAGAACGCAAUGCUAUCGUCGCGAAAGCAGAGCGUGAGGGCAAAAAGCCCGAUGUCCCGAACGAUGCUAUUGAAUGGUUCCGUGCAUCUUCCAAAGGCCGGAUUUACGAUGAAGUCGAUAUCCAGAUCACGCUUCAAGUCGCUGCAAUUCACACCACCAGUGAUUUGCUCACCCAAACCGUCCUCAACCUCUGCGCUCACCCUGAACUCUUCGCCCCGUUGAGGGAGGAGGCAGUGAUCGUGCUACGGAAAUACGGCUGGCAGAAACUUGCAUUAACCGAGCUUCGUCUUCUCGACAGCGUGUUCAAGGAGACGCAACGCCUCAAGCCUGUUACUAUGGCGUCUAUGCACCGUGAAGCUCUCGCAGAUGUGAAGCUAGCCAAUGGUAUCCUCAUCCGCAAGGGCGAGCAUCUUGGGAUUUUCUCACGUAACAUGUGGAACGGAGAUAUUUACGAAAACCCCGAGAAAUUCGACGGAUUUCGCUUCCUCAAACGAAGAGAGAUCCCUGGGCAAGAGAACCGCAGCCUUCUUGUAUCUACUAGCCCUGAUCACCUCGGAUUCGCGCAUGGAGUGCACGCCUGUCCAGGAAGAUUCUUCGCCGCCAACGAAGUCAAGAUCAUGCUGGUCCAUAUGAUCAUGAAGUAUGACAUGAAGAUGGAAGAUCCCAGGCAGGCCAAGUGGCAGGAGUUCGGGAUCGGUAUGGUCACAAAUUCCAAGGCGAGGAUUAUGAUCCGGAAGCGGACGCCGGAGAUUGAUAUCGAUAAUCUGGAGUUUGACUAAUGGGAUGGUAAUCUGCUGUUAUUUCACGCCACGAUCUAGCUGCAGAUCUUGAUAAUGGAACGAAUCGAGACCAGGCGGGAACGGCUGACGCUCGUUGUGGUAGCCUGUGAUAGCCGAGGGUACACGAAGGUUGUGAGCUUGAUAAGUUGGCAAAUCCUUGAUCAAUACAAUGGCCACUUGUCACCUGUCUCUAUAAUUGGACCAGUUAUAAUCCUGCCUAUGAAUGGCUAACUAGGACUGCGGAUCACCUAAAAGAACUCAUACAAGCUGUGGAAUUGAGCGUCUCGUAGUCGGGCGAUGUUAGACGAAAGAUUCAUAGUUCGAUGUAUCUCAUAGAGCUGGUACAUCACUUUGCCGCUGCAAGGGCAGGGAGCUGGUCACGGAUCUUAAGCCGAGU